AUGGUCAGAACGAACACGCACUCCACAACAACAACAACAACCUCUUCAUCCACACCACUCUUACCAUCCACAACAAAGAAUAGCGCACUUCUUUCGGUUUUUGAUUCAUCGUCGUUAUCGUGGUCGUCGGCUCAUGACCCUCUCUAUGCUUCUGUAACAUCAUCACCGUUUUCAUCUUCAUUACCUUCUCCGAGUAUUAAUUCAUCAUUACCUUCACCAUCAACACCAACAUUCACAACAACAACAAUUAAUAGUAGUAGUGGUAGUGCUACCAUCAAGCCAGCUUUACCCGGACGCUCAAACUCUUCUCCCACAAAGACAUUUCCAAAAAAGUCUAACAAAGCUCCAAAGAACCUUCCUCCCAGCAAUAGCCACUCAACACCUACCAUCAAACAACACAAGAAGAAGAAGAAAAAGAAGAAUCAUUCCUCCAAACAUCUCCACGAUUAUACCUUCUCCUUUGAAGCCAUUCUCGACGAUGAAGAAACCCGACUCUGUCUUUUACUCUUCAUGCGUUCUCAGCACAACGAAGAAAGCCUUUUAUUCCUCGAGUAUUGCAAUGAGUAUUACCGAAAACGAUCCACCUUCAAUCGUUACACGUGUUUAAAGGAAAUUUACGAUCAUUUCUUUAAAGAGAAUGCAACUCAUGAGUUGAAUUUGCCACAAAGAGAACGUGAGAUGAUGAUCAUGGCAUAUAUGGACAUGCUCGAAGAGAUUGCUCAUCGGAAGAGAAUGAAAGAGGAAGAGCCUUCAAGUAUCAGUAGUGGAAACAAUUCCAACCCGAAUUCGAGUGAAGAGGUUACCCUCUCUUCUUUGGAUUAUUUGGAUUUGGGAGAAUGUGAAAGUGCCUUAAAAAAGGCUGAAAGCUACAUACUCGUUAAUAUUAAGGAACAUGUCAUGCCUCAAUUUAUUGAAUCGCCCAUGUUUCAGGACUUUAUUUCCACCAAGAGCAAAGCGUUUUUAAAUACGAUCGGAACAGCCAAGAAUUUAUCCCACAGCUGCUUUGUAGAAUCCUUAAUGGAGAUGAAGAAGUGUGAAAUGACUGUGGAUCAGGUAAGAAUGAUAAAGAAUCAUGUGUUGGAUGAAAAGAAUUGGAAUUUGGUUUUUCAAAAAGAGGAUUGCUAUGGAUACAUAUCUUCGAAUAGAUACAUUUUGGGUAGAGAAGAAGAAAAUAAUGAAGGAGUCUAUUUUGCCAAGUGUGAGGUCAUAUUUCCAUAUAGUUGUGACGCAGUCAUGAAUAUUAUCACCAAUGUAAAAGUACGACUUGAUAAUGACAAGAAUUUGCACUCCAUCAAAAGAAUUGGUUUCAGAAAUAAGAGUGGAGUGAUGAAUUAUACACACUCUGGAUCACUCUCUAAUGUAGACGAUAGUAGAGAGGAUAAUCUAGAUAGUGCUUCGUUCUCAAGUGACAGCGAAGAUAGUGACGAUGAUAGUGAUGACAGUGAUGAUCAUGACUAUUCCACUUCAUCCUCAUCAUCAACCCGUUCUAGCUCUUCUACGGGCGUAUCCGGAAAAACCAAACUUGCCACAGUAUUGACUCACGAAGUUUACAAAUUAGCCUGGCCUUUCAAGAAUAGAUAUUACAUUCUGGCACAAUCCAUGUUGCAUGACUCGACGGAUAACAUGUACAUUAUUGCCAAGAAAUCGUGUGAACCUCCAAAUUACAGUCCAAAAGAGACGAAUUGCCUUAAAGCCCUCAAUAUUGGUUGUUGGAUGUUUGCUCCUGUCAUUCGCGAAGGGAAUGUUGAACAUUGUAAAUACAUUCAAUUUGUUGGAACUGAUUUGAAAGGCUCAGUACCUUCGUGGCUCAUUGAGAAAAUUGUUAAGAAAAGAACCAAAAACUUUUAUCAAGACACAUUGAGAAUCAUUCAAAAAUCUGAAUCACUUUCUAAUACAAGACCUGAGGAUUCUUGUGGCUACUUUGAAACAUUGGCAGAAAAUGGAAGUAUUGCCCUGUGA
This is a messenger RNA of Naegleria fowleri, 1959 nucleotides long. RefSeq lists its product as uncharacterized. The transcript has a single exon. The record is from RefSeq and is a predicted model, not a curated record. The coding region runs from base 1 to 1959 and encodes 652 amino acids. Gene Ontology annotation, molecular function: lipid binding. Lineage: Eukaryota; Heterolobosea; Eutetramitea; Acrasida; Naegleriidae.